AUGGUGCUUGUAGAGCCAUAUUCUACAAAAUGUGGUCAUACAUUUUGCAGAAAAUGUAUUUUGGAAGCAUAUAGUGCUGUGAUGGAUAAUAGCAAUGAGAGCACAAGUGUCAGAGAGAACAGCAGCAACGAAACUAGGCUGCCCCUCUUUAGAUGUCCAGUAGACAGACACCCGCUGCCGAACCCGAAAGAUCUUCAGCCGGCCCCUUUCUUAAUUUCAAGUUUGGUAAACGACUUGGUAGUGGCAUGUCCUUUUGCCAAUAGAGGAUGUAACUGGGAAGAUAAGCGAUGGCUAGUAUCGAAACAUGUGAGUCAGGACUGUCCUUUUGUCAAUGUUAAGUGCUCGGGCCUUCGAAGCGAUGGCAAGACUUGCGAAGACAUAGCACUAAGAGGAGAAGUCUUGGAUGAAAUCAAAAAGGCUCGCCUGGCUGCGGUUACCGCAAAGACCACGAGAUCAAAUUCGUUAUUGAAUAACACACUUGCUGACGCACGUAGUAUCUCGCGAUCCGCAAGUGGAGUAGGAGGACAGAGUACGCUUGCAGAGAGCAGUGCUUUAGAAUACCCAGUACCAAGUGAUGAUACAAGCUCGGUAGAACUGAAAGACUAUACGAAACUUCAUGAUAGUGAGAGUGCUGAAGCGACAUUAAAUGGACUGGUUUGUCAGACUCCCCCGAGUCCACGACAAAGAGGGAGCUCCAUCACGAGAGUGCUGUACAAAUGUGUUCAUGAGCAAAAGGAACUACAAAAGAAUACAACGUCUGUACAAUGUGAAUGUGGGGAAUCUGUCGACACGGAUGAUGUGGAACGACAUAUUUCCGAAGAAUGUAUGGCGGUUAGCGUAAUCUGUCAAGACUGUCAGCAAACAAUGGCACGACCACUUUUAACACAUCAUAGUCGAGAAGAGUGUACAGCGGGUAUUGUAUUUUGUCCAGCACAGGAAUAUGGUUGUGAUUGGUCAGGAAAGCGGUCCGACCAGCAACUGAUAGCUGAUCACCAAGCAGCAUGUAUACUUAUCAAGCUGAUUCCAGUUUUGAGCAAACAAACUAAACGAAUAGAAUCGUUGGAACAUGACAAUCAGGCUCUGCGACUAUGUGUUGAGCGACUUACCUCAAUAACAAAUGAUGAAACUUCGACCAUUACAGAUUCUACAGCAGCCUCUCGGACAAACUCAUCAACAACAUCUUUCACAGACUCAGACUUACUCCAUAUGUUUAUGGAAUGCGAAAGACUACGGAGAGAUGUUGACCAUCUCAACUCUACUUCUAGCGACAUGUAUUUGAAACAGGGCAUGCUAAUGAUGCGUGAAAAUAUCCGACUAAGUGAAGAGAUCAAUGUUUUAAGAUCGGGGUUCACCAGCUUAAGACACCAGCUGCACUUCCUUCUAACAGAACGACGGUCGUGGGCUUCACAUUAUUAUCACGGGUCCUCGGAUAGUCAUAUUCCACCUCAACCUGCUCCACCCGAGAGGCCUAGUCAACGUAGCUUAGGAGAUCUCCUGCGUGAUGUAAAAUUAUAA
Molecule: messenger RNA, 1515 nt
Organism: Sugiyamaella lignohabitans
Lineage: Eukaryota; Fungi; Ascomycota; Dipodascomycetes; Dipodascales; Trichomonascaceae
Exons: 1
Coding region: 1-1515 (504 amino acids)
Molecular function (GO): zinc ion binding
Source: RefSeq, a predicted model, not a curated record